UUACCUCAGCUGCUUAUUGUCAUGGCAAGCCCGAACCCCGUACAGUAGGGAACAACAACCCCAUCCAGGCAGACCCGCCGAAGUUCGUCCGGAGCGUGACGAACGGGAAGUUGUACACGGUGGGGGAGGGCGACGAGACCAUCCAGGUCGUACAUCUAUGGGGAACCCCGACAGAGAUGGGCCAGGCUCAAGGAGAGUUGAUGAAGGAGCGAGCCAAGAACAUGAUAGACAGAAUGUGGGAAUACAUGGAGAGUCAAGUGACGGAUGCAAUCAACGGUACCCUACCUGACUUUUUUCAGAAGUGGUUUUUGGAUGACGUCGCCAAUGUUGGGCUGGAGGUUGCUUUGGACCUCGAAGUCCUGGCCACGGAAAAGUACUCAGGAGCGUAUUUUCUUGAAGAAAUCAAGGGUAUGGCUGAUGCUGCCGGGAUCGAUUUUAAGAAAGUACUGCGGAUUCAUAUGAUUGGAGAACUAACGAAGGGGUCCUGUUCUAUGUUCGGUGCCUGGGGAGAGGCGCUGUUCCCGCACGGAACCAUGUUACCCGCCACCGAGCUUCUACAGAUGCGAGCUUUGGACUGGAUAACGGAAGGCCCGCUGCAAGACUUUCCGCAGGUCACGGUGUACCAUCCCGAUGGUGAAGGGAACGGCCACGCCUUCGCUAACGUGGGUUGGACGGGCUGGAUCGGCUCCAUCACUGGCAUGUCUGAAAAGAAAAUGGCCAUAUCCGAGAUCGGCGUCUCAUUCCCUGAUGACUCUUUUGGAGCCGAGUCAAGAUUUGGGGUGCCAUUUACGUACUUGUUAAGAGACAUCCUACAGUUUGAUAACACCCUGGAUGACAGCAUCAACCGCAUCGCCAACUCCGCACGGACAUGUGAUCUCAUCUUUGGUGUUGGUGACGGCAAGCUGAACGCGUUCC
Molecule: messenger RNA, 915 nt
Organism: Branchiostoma floridae (Florida lancelet)
Lineage: Eukaryota; Metazoa; Chordata; Leptocardii; Amphioxiformes; Branchiostomatidae
Product: protein dcd1A-like
Source: RefSeq, a predicted model, not a curated record